Messenger RNA from Xenopus tropicalis (tropical clawed frog), 2080 nucleotides. RefSeq lists its product as uncharacterized. The transcript is spliced from 3 exons. Gene Ontology annotation, cellular component: extracellular region. Gene Ontology annotation, molecular function: neuropeptide hormone activity. The coding region runs from base 52 to 396 and encodes 114 amino acids. The record is from RefSeq and is marked predicted. NCBI's taxonomy places the organism in Eukaryota, Metazoa, Chordata, Amphibia, Anura, Pipidae. Gene Ontology annotation, biological process: cellular response to starvation; positive regulation of MAPK cascade; G protein-coupled receptor signaling pathway.
GUCUAGUCUUUAGGAACGCGAACUCCAGGAUCGCUCUUGCUGUUCAGCACCAUGGAUAGCUCCCGGCUGCGUCUGAUCGCGCUUGGCUGCACUUUGCUUCUGAUCGCUGCUGUCUCCGGGCAGGAAGAUAGCGCUGAGCUGGAGACCAGGGCACUGAGGGACUUCUACCCAAAGGAUGCCAGCCCAUCAAGUGAGAAAGAGCUGCUGGGGGCUCUGCAGGAAGUCCUGGAGAAACUGCAAAACAAACGGAUCCCUUCCUGGGAAAAGAAAUUCGGCCAAGUACCAGUGUGUGAUGUUGGGGAGCAAUGUGCAGUCAGAAAAGCGUCCAGGAUUGGGAAACUAUGUAACUGCCCCCGGGGUGCAGUUUGCAACUUCUUUCUGCUAAAAUGUUUAUAGUGAAUUAAAGCCCUUCCCGGAGACAUCUGUGUGGAAGCCACUCUGUUGCUGAGGGGUAGAGAAGGACUUGGGAGAAGAUAUGAGCAAAAAUUCAGGAACGUUUUUGUUUUUUGCUCAUUAAGUGAGUUGCUGCAGCUGCUCUAUUUACUGUUCUCUCCUGCGUUUUGUUUCACAGUUUGCACACUUGUGUGGAUAAAGAAAAUAAAAUCAACUAUCUUUUUUGUAAAUCACUCUUUCACAGUGAGAUAUGGGCAAUGGGUUCUUGUACAGAACUGGUCUUUCAUACUGCUCAUUUUCCUAAUAUUAUUGCCAAUAUAAGCUUAAAGUAGUUCUACUUGCGUUAGGAGAAAACAAAGAGGUCAUCAGACCAAAUUAACAUUUUCUCACAUCUCAAGGGAAUAAAGAAAGACAGUGGCUGGCUGAAUACUAUAAGUUCCCUUGUUAAGUGAGCAGUGUCUUUGUUACCGCUAACACUGACAAUAAUAUUAGAAUUAAAUUAAGUGAUUAGCUUAGGAAUAAAUCAAGUAAUAUAACUUAUAACUUAUAGUUAUUAGUCAUCUUUAUCACUCAGUGCACAUCUAAUAGAUACAUACAUAAUCUACUAAAAUACAUUUUCUUCACAUAUUGAAAAUAUCUAGGCACCUGUGUCUAAGCAUAUAUCUGAGCUAUUCUACCCAUUUAUGUUAUCUUGAGUUAUCUUUCUUCUCAGGAUAUAUUGUUUGUCAAUGUAAAACACAGCUAGUCCACCAGAUACAAGCUUAAAAUGCUUAUGUCAACCAGGUCAAGACUGAGAUGCAUUGAAAUUGCCAAUGCCCAAGUCCCACACAAAAGGUAUGGCUGGAUAUUGUACAUAAUUAGAAAUCCUAAUUUUCAUAUUUAGAUUUCAGUAAAAUUAACUUAAAUGCAUUUGGGUUAAAUCUAUGAUGUGUUUGGUUCAGCUUGAUGAUGAGUGCUUGGAUGCAAAAGCCAGAAUCAAAUCCUGGGUUCUGUGUAUCCCUAGAGAGCUGGGGACACAUUGAAGGAAUAUAGUUAAAAAAUAAGGAUUUAAGCAUCCUUUCCAAUCAUGCACCAGCUUAAUCCUUAACUCAUAAAAGAUAUUGUUAGUGGAAACUAACACUGGAACCACUUUCUAGUACUACCAUAAGUAUUUUGCAAUUCUUGAAUAUGGUACAAAAAAAAAAUCUAUACUUUCUAUAUUUGUUUUGUAUUACAUUACAUUAUGUUUUGUAUUUUAACCAAAAUAUUAAAUACUCCAUGCACUGAAUUGUUCUAACAAAAUCUGUUGACCCUUAAUGAUCCGAGAUGCAUUGUAUAACUAUGGUUUUAUCUGACAAACAGCAAAAAAAAUGCACACAUUGAUAUUUCCUUCUAGGAUCAAACAUGAAAGUGAGCGCUCUACAGUGAAUAUGUUCCUUAAAUCUGACAUGAACUGAAUGUACAUCAUGUUAAUCCAUGAAAUCCCAGAAACAGGCUUCAGAGAAAAGACUUGUCUUGGAUUUACCAUAAAUCUCUUAUAACCACAUUACCACCGAUCAAAUUAGAUUGACAAUAUGUAGCCCUAAGGAUAUGAGAGCUAACUGGUAUUAACAUUAGUUAAAUUGGCUAUAGUGUGCCAGAAAAUGAAUUACAUAUGUCAAUUGGUAUAUGUUUAAUUAAAUUAGAAUGUAAUUUGUUUUUUCCAACA